Molecule: messenger RNA, 1874 nt
Organism: Salvia miltiorrhiza (redroot sage)
Lineage: Eukaryota; Viridiplantae; Streptophyta; Magnoliopsida; Lamiales; Lamiaceae
Product: regulatory protein NPR5-like
Exons: 2
Coding region: 311-1693 (460 amino acids)
Biological process (GO): plant organ development
Molecular function (GO): protein binding
Source: RefSeq, a predicted model, not a curated record
CCCAGACUAGCCAUUUAUAUUACUUACAUCCCUCUCUUUCUCUCUCUAGAAAUAUCUCACCAGUCACCACAUAGGUAGAUUGAAAGAGAGAAGAAUCUCUCUCUCUCUCUCUCUCUCUUACAAGUUACAAGAAAUAAGCACAGUCGAUGAUGAAAGAGUUGAAGAAGAGAUGAUGAAACGAAGGCACGAAGCUUAACCCCUGAAUCUUGUCCACAUAAAAAGAGAGAGAAACAUCCAUCAAUCUACAGAGGAAAACACUCACAACACACAGUAGCAGGCGUUGUUGUUGAAUUAAAGCGAAAACAGUGCAAUGAGCCCAGAGGAGUCGUUAAGAUCUCUGUCCCUAGACUACCUGAACCUCCUGAUCAACGGGCAGGCCUUCAGCGACGUCACCUUUAGCGUGGAGGGGCGUCUGGUCCACGCGCACCGCUGCAUCCUGGCCGCCCGGAGCCUCUUCUUCCGGAAAUUCUUCUGCGGGCCCGACGCCCAGUCGCCCCAGAUGGGCCCCCCGCCGCGCGGCCCCGGCGUCAUCCCGGUUAACUCCGUCGGCUACGAGGUCUUCCUUCUCAUGCUCCAGUUCUUGUACAGCGGCCAGGUCUCGAUCGUCCCUCAGAAACACGAGCCCCGCCCCAAUUGCGGCGAGCGCGCCUGCUGGCACACGCAUUGCACCUCCGCCGUCGAUCUCGCCCUCGAUACCCUCUCCGCCGCUAGAUCGUUCGGCGUCGAACAGCUCGCUUUGCUCACUCAGAAGCAACUUGCUAGCAUGGUGGAGAAGGCCUCAAUUGAGGAUGUGAUGAAGGUUCUAAUAGCUUCUAGAAAGCAGGAAAUGCACCAAUUAUGGACCACUUGCUCCCACCUGGUCGGAAAAUCCGGGCUCCCGCCGGAGGUCCUGGCGAAGCACCUCCCGAUCGACGUGGUGGCGAAGAUCGAGGAGCUCCGCCUCAAGUCGUCCCUAGCCCGGCGGUCCCUAAUGCCGCACCACCAGCAGCAGCAGGACCUGGCGGGGCCCGACCUGGACGACCAGAAGAUCCGGCGCAUGCGGCGGGCCCUGGACUCGUCGGACGUGGAGCUGGUGAAGCUGAUGGUGAUGGGAGAAGGCCUCAAUCUGGACGAAGCACUGGCAUUGCAUUAUGCGGUGGAGAAUUGCAGCAGGGAGGUGGUGAAGGCGCUGCUGGAGCUGGGCGCCGCCGACGUCAACUACCCGGCGGGGCCGGCGGGGAAGACGCCGCUGCACGUGGCGGCGGAGAUGGUGUCGCCGGACAUGGUGGCGGUGCUGCUGGACCACCACGCGGACCCGAAUGUGCGGACGGUGGAAGGAGUGACGCCGCUGGAUGUGCUGCGAACCCUAACAUCGGAUUUCCUGUUUAAGGGGGCGGUGCCGGGGCUGACCCACAUCGAGCCCAAUAAGCUGCGGCUGUGUCUGGAGCUGGUGCAGUCAGCGGCGAUGGUCAUCUCACGGGAGGAGGGGAAUGCGGCGUCGGCCCCCCCUAUCUACCCGCCCAUGGGGGCUGAUCAGGAGGACGCGGGGGCGGGGAAUCUUGAUUCGAGAAUGGUGUAUUUGAAUCUGGGGGCGCAGAUGGGGGGGAAGAUGAGUGAGGGGGAGGAGACUAGCAGCCACAGAGAAGCUAUGAAUCGACAUGAUGCUUCCAUGUAUCAUCAUCAUCAUCAUCAUCACUCCCAUGAUCAGUAUUGACCUCCACUCUCUCUCUCUUAAUUUCUUGCUAUAUGCUCCUCCUCGAUCGUCUCUUUUGAAAUAUAUGUGCAAAAUUUGUUUCCAUCAAGUGGGAUUUGCGAAAUGGUUGUUUAAAAUUCAUGGAGAUCAUAUGACUAGCUAGCUAGCUGAUUAGUAAUGAAAUUCGUCUCUCUCUCUCUCU